GGGGUUGACCCUUGUGGGUUCCGGCGAAAAAAAGAGGCGUUUUAAAACAGCUCGGCCUCCUUCAGCUGCUAAAUUCGUCGCUGUGAGGCUGGCCCCCGGAGCCUCCCUGCGUGCUCCCGCAGCCGUUUCGGUGUGCUGGUGUGGCAGUUGGGGGGAACACCGCCAGAGCAUACCCCGAAAGCUUUAUGGCACGGGGCUCCUGAGUUCUGACAUAUGGCGAAUCGGCUGCCCCCGUGUUUUAUGGCUGGGAUUUUAAAAUAUGUAUCCGAGCAAACCCUACAAACAGAUAACCUCGCCCGAGCAAAGCAAACACACCUUUGGACAACUGAAAGACGUGCUCUUAUUCCCCACAUGCUUUGCCUUCCUGUGCUGACUGAGAGCGCUGGAACACCCGAGCUGUGUGCGAGUACCGCCGGCUGCAGCUCUGUGCCGGACAUUUCACUCAGUGUGUCCAGCUGGAAGCUGUGCCUGAGAGAUGGAGCUGCGGUGGAAUCAAGUUGUGCCCACUGAGGAUGCCAUGCUCUGCGUCAGCGUUUUGCUGCCCUGCUCGUGUUCUGAACUCAGGGCGAAGCCCGUGACCACGGCCGCACACUGCAACUGUUGAGACCAUAAAUAUGGAAUGCAGCCGAAGCAAACAUACAGAGAACUGAAAGUAAUCUCUGAAUCACAGCAGUACCCAGGGAUGCAUCCAUCCAUGCUGUCACAGCUCAUGCAGAAGGGAGGUUUUGCCUUUUAUCUAGAUAACCGUACCUCAUGGAAGUGGCACGCUAUUUUGCAGGGAAAUAUAAUUCAUUUGACUGUGUUAACAACGAGCUUUGUAUGGUUGCUUGUCUCCCUAUCUUUCAAUUUAUUCAUAUACAUUUGUAAAGAAACGCAAAUACUUUCUUCCAUGGCUUAAUACAUCAUGACCUCCUGAAAGAAAUCCUAUACAUAACCUAUGCAUGUUACUAAAUAUGAAAAAUGUACAAAAGUGAGUAUGUCACUGCCAUCUUUUGUUGCCCCCAAUUAGUUCUGGUAUAACCCUUUUAGCUUCGAGAGAAACCAGCUUAUAACUUGUCUGUCAAGGCUGAGGUUUAUUUUACUCAGCAUGUGUAAUAUCUGGGCAACCAAUGUCAUGAGUAUCAAAAUGAUUACCCGUAUCAGUCAGCAGCUCAUUUGGCAAGAAGACCUUUGCAUCUUUUUGCUGAUGAUGUACUUUCUGAAGCAAAGACAAAUGUACUGAUCCUUACGAGUUCAUCUAGGUAUAAGAGCAAAUAAGUACUGAAGCACACGGUAUGCAUCAGGCUAGCCCAACAUAGAUCUACCAGCUGUCAAAAAAAUGGAGACUCAACAUGAUUCAAAUAAUGUUAGACUAAAUUUUCAAUUUCCUCUCUUUUUUAAUCUAUAGGACACUGGUUAAAAAAAAUCACCUUUUGAUUCAGACUCAGAUACUUCCCCCUUUCUUAUUCCUUUCUUAAAGGAAACCAGCAUAGUAUCAGCGAGCAACAGCAGAAUAGAUGAUCCCAAAGCUAACAAAUUUCAGGUAGCUGAAUCCCACCAACAAUCAGAUCAUAAGAUCUGUACUUAGUCUGCAUCAUGCAAGGCGCAGCUGGACUUGUUCACACAAACAUAACUCACCAAGUUUGUAAUCAAACCAGAGCCCUUCGUGCAGGAAGGAGCAGGAAGAAUAACAUACUGAGUCAAAGGUAGCCAGCUUUCGAGCACAGCACAUUUUUAAGUGCAGUGCUAAUAGAGCUUGAUUGAGUCCAUGUGUACCUACACAGACUUACAUUAGAAACCACUUCAGAUUAAUAUAUUGCUGGGAGAUGGAUACACUGGUGAAUCAGGAACCUUGUCGUUUCAUGGACUGAUAAGCCUGGACAAACCUAUAGGUGAGGAAGGUUUUCCUUCCUCGCUGGCUGCAUUAUUAGGUUUCUUCUCCAAAAGGGAUGCAUAACGAAGUGAUGUCUCUGUGGACACGCACUGCACUAGUGGCAGAUGGGUGGAGGAUCUCUGGACCGUGGGGUUAGGGUGUAUAACCAUAUCGCUGCCCAUUCAGAGCAGGCAAUUGUUCAAAGUAAAAAAAACUUCCUGUAUUCUAGAGGAUGGUCAAGUGAGUAUGGCUCAGUGUUUGAACACGUUCAAAGACUGUAACCUUUGGGCUUUGUGAUCCAUUGGUUCAUUACUCACCACUGUUCCACCCACGGGCUUGGCAAUGAACAUUACACCUUCAUAAAUACUGUUUGCAUAUUAUCAACUCAAUAAAAGCCAGAAUGUAUUUGUACAGAGCUUUUACUUACUUUUCAUAGCACAAAGCAGCUCCUUCCACUUCCUUUUCCUUACUCUUUGUGCUCCAUCUGACGGAGGAAGAAAGAAGUCUUACUGAUAAAAACUGGCUUCACAGAAGACGGCACAAUGGGCCUCCAGAGCACCAAGCACUCCAAAGUAAAACAAGCUAAUAUACUGAUGUUAGGACUUGAUUCUGCAGGGAAAUCUACACUGUUGUACAAGUUCAAGUCUGAUGAAAUCUAUCUAACAAUUCCAACAAUUGGCUUUAAUGUCGAUAUGAUCGAAACUGGGAAAGAUUUUACUCUGACUAUUUGGGAUGUUGGAGGACAAAAAAAAAUGAGACAGCUUUGGUGCGAUUUCCUGGAAAAUGCAGAAGGACUCCUGUAUGUUGUGGACAGCUCUGAUAAGCAACGUCUAGAGGAAUCAAAGAAAGAAUUCGAACUCCUUUUAAGGAAUGAAUCUAUAAAAAACGUACCAGUCGUCGUGCUAGCAAACAAGCAGGAUUUGCCCGGAGCUUUAAAUGCUGAGGAAAUAACAAGGAGAUUCCACAUAAAGAAGCACUGCUGUGACAGAAAUUGGUACGUACAGCCCUGUUGUGCUAUCACAGGAGAAGGUUUGUCAGAAGCCCUCCAAAGACUGACUGCAUUUGCAAAACACUACAGCAGAUCAAAGGAGAUCUCUACAGGUUUUAAGGAAAAUGAAAAACGUUAAGGAUUUCUACCGUCAGAUUUUGGUGAAUAUGACUCAAAAUAUUUCGUUGGACAGACUGAAAUAUUUGAUGCUGGAGAACUCUUAUAAGUAAAUAAAUAUUUCUGAAGCACUUUGACAAUUUUAAAUUAUAUUCUUAUACCUCCAGAUGCUUCUGAGACACUGCCGCACAUCACUUUGUUAGUGACACCGUACUCGGGGUUAUUGAGCUCAGAAGUGUGUGUUGAAUGAUGAAAAAGGCAGAGCUGGCCACUUGAAUUUUUGCAGUUGGAAAGAAAAUAGGUGAGCAGUGCUUAAAAUGUUUACGCCAAGUAUUUCGACAAAAAGUAAAACAGCCAAGCGGUUCAUUCAGCAAGAAAAGCAAGAAAUAACAUGUUGUCUCAUUAGAAAUACUUUGUGGGUGUAUUUGUCGUGUAAAAAUGUAGCUGUUUUAAGCUUAAACUCUUAGUUUAGUCCCUCUGCUGCUGGUUUGCUCCCCUUAGCCAGCAGUGAGCGGUGCAGGGAAGUGCAGGCUGUUUGCAGGGUGCUGGCAGUGGGCAGGGAAAGGAGGACGGGCUGCUGGUCAGCUUUUGAAAUCGGGAUGGACCCUGUCCUGCCUGUACCAAAGCCACUUCAGAUUUUGUUACUGUGAAACUUAGUUCUGAUUAAAUUUGACAUAAGAAGUGCUAACCCUAUUAGUACAGUUUGGGGGAUAAAAAUAAUUAAAUGACAUUUCUGUUGAGAUUUCCUGAUUCAUGAAGGAGUGAAUUAGUAUUCUGAAUGCCAUUAAAGCAACGAUGGAUUGUUAACUAGCACACUAACUGAACUGUAUCAACCGUGAAAGCUGUUUAAAUGCUCAGAUGGAAAAGUUAAUAGAGGCUGUUCUUUCACAAGGAGAAGAGACCAUCUAAUUAUUGGUUAUACAGUCCUAGAACAUCCAACCCAUCUAUUUCUGCCUUCCUGAGCGAUGUCUGCAGAGGUAGGACGCUCCAGGGCUUAGGAUGCUUGCUUGGACACUUGGAUUUCUUUUCUCCCGCAUCUAUCAUAAUCCCCGACCAUGGGCAAGUCAUUCAGUCACUGUGUGCCUCAGCAGUCCCUUGGCAAAAAGAUCUCUGAAAAGCUGUGGCAAAGGUCAGCACGCAUGCCUCGUCUGCGAGAAGUCUGCAUUUCAUUCUUACUAAUAAACAGGCAGGAAUUUCAAGUUACAGGAGGGUGAAGAAGCAAGUAGAGCACCCAGCUGUACCCUAUUGUCUCAUGCAUGUAUUAUUCAAAGACAAGAAGUCAUCAGGUGAAUUCACUGUAAUAGUGAACAAAGGAAGCUUUCUCAGCAGAAGCUGUUAUUAAUACUGACAGUAAUUACUGUGGGCUCAAUCCUGAGUCAUGUUGAGCCUACAUUUCUAAAAGAAGAGCAAGCUUUUAGACUUGUCGUUGCCUGGUCUGUUGAUUUAGAGUCAAUAUAAAACACCUUCUAGCACAGAAAAUAUUUUUGAGAAACGUGCAAUCGCAAGAAAGUUAUUUUUCUAAACUCAACAGUUCAAUGUUAAAAAAUGUAACAUUUCAGAUUAAUAAAUUUAUUAACAUUUGUA
This is a messenger RNA of Numida meleagris (helmeted guineafowl), 4541 nucleotides long. RefSeq names its product ADP ribosylation factor like GTPase 14 (gene ARL14). Gene Ontology annotation, molecular function: GTPase activity; GTP binding. The coding region runs from base 2395 to 2979 and encodes 194 amino acids. The transcript has a single exon. NCBI's taxonomy places the organism in Eukaryota, Metazoa, Chordata, Aves, Galliformes, Numididae. The record is from RefSeq and is a predicted model, not a curated record. Gene Ontology annotation, cellular component: cytoplasm. Gene Ontology annotation, biological process: intracellular protein transport; vesicle-mediated transport.